AUGGAUGACAAGGCAGCGCAACAGCGGCAAAAGUCGAGGGGACAAUGGAAACGACAGAUGGAAUCUGUUCUCUCGUUAGCUGGAUUUGCCAUAGGACUCAGCAGUCUGUGGCGUUUUCCGUACAUGGCCAUGAGAAACGGAGGGGGGGCUUUCCUUAUCCCAUACAUCGUGUUCACCAUUGCCAUUGGCAUCCCUCUUGUCUUCAUGGAGACUGCCUUAGGACAAUACUUUCAACUCAGUCCAUUGCUGAUUUUUGAUAUCUGUCCACUGUUUAAAGGCGUCGGCAUUUCCAUAACGGUAAUAUCAUUCAUAGGCUAUAUCCACUACAUGACGAUUCUGGCCUGGACGCUGUACUUCCUGGCCAUGUCCUUCAAACCUGUCUUACCCUGGACUACGUGUGAUAACUCAUGGAACACCAACUCCUGUGUACCGAUCUUCACCGAAUCAAUCAGCAAUUUAACAAAUGUGACACUUCCGGCAAGCAAGGCCGAUAACUUGACCAGAGUGUUGGCCGUGGAGGAGUUUUGGAGGUACAGUGUGCUUGAUAUUUCAUCCGGGAUUGAGGAUCCGGGGCCAUUGAGAUGGCAGCUGCUUGUCGCCUUAUUGGUCGCCUAUGCCUUGGUUUACGUGUGCAUAUUUAAAGGAGUUGAAUCGACCAGGAUUGCGGUCUACAUCACUGCCACGGCUCCGUUCCUCCUGCUCGUCCUCUUCCUGAUCUGGCUCCUCACUCGUCCCGGCUCCUCAGAUGGGCUCCUCUUUUACAUCACUCCUCGGUGGGAACAAGUUGUCAAAUUCCAGACCUGGCUGGAAGGCUUUAUCCACGUGUUUUAUUCACUAGGGCCUGGCUGGGGAGGGCUCAUCAAUCUCGCCAGCUACAAUCCAUUUCAUUACAGGUGUCUCCGAGACUCCGUCAUCGUGGUUGUCCUGGACGUCUCUACGGCUCUUCUGUGUGGUGCAGUCGUAUUUGCUGGUGUGGGUUGUAUCGCUUAUGAAACAGGGAAGGCUGUCGACGAAGUGAUCACCACAGGUCCUGGCCUAGCCUUUAUGACGUAUCCACAUCUGGUCACCUACUUCCCUGUGGCACAUUUUUGGAUUAUUUGCUUUUUCCUUCUGAUUUUGACGAUGGCUCUGGACUGUGAGUUUGCUCAGGUGAAGACCGUGACCACGGGAUUCAUUGAUCUGUUCCCGGAGGCCCUGGGCAAGAGAAAAUCUCUGCUAGCCCUCGCCGUACUGGUUAUCUCCGUACUGCUGGGACUGCCUUUUAUCACUCAUGGCGGAAUGUACGCUUUCCAAAUCGUGGAUUGGUAUGGUCCCUUCUUUACCAUCAUGUUUGUGGUUCUUAUCGAAACUAUCGUCAUUGGAUGGCUUUAUGGUGGAGACAGAUUUCUGGGGAACAUCGAGGAGAUGGGCUUGUAUCGCCACCGAUGGAUACUUCAGUUUAUGAAGAUUUCCUGGAAAUUCUUUAUACCAGUUUGUAUGGCGACGGCCUUGGUAGUUGCCUUGGUGAAAUUCCGCCCUCCUAGUUACGGUGACUACACGUAUCCUGAUUGGACAAACGUGUUCGGCUGGUUAUUGGCUGUGAGUUCGUCCUUACCGAUCCCUGUCGUCAUGGUGUACACUCUGCUGAAGACAAAGGGAACUCUCAUACAGCGGCUGAAAUCCUCCAUCAAGCCACGUAUCGGACGAAUGGGAUUUAAAGAAGGAGAUAACUUUGAAUUUGAAGAGAGACGUAGUGGCGACGAUACGCAGGACCUUGAAGUCAUUGCCUCGAUGAGCUCCAUGGGGCUGGGGUUAGGAUUUUUGGAGCUAAUACUAACAGGGCUGUUUGGAUUCAAAACAACGUGUAUCAUCAGCUGCCUGGGUAUGAUUGUAUCAAGUAGCUUGAUAGCCCUGUUUGCCCACUACAACCGAAUCUUCAGCUCCUGGCCCAGUUUGGUUGGCGUCAUGCAGUUAAUACUGUAUAUUGUCGCAGUGCGGAGUCUGAUUUCUAGCUAUGCCCAGGGUCCGUUUGCAAGCGCUCAGUGA
Liolophura sinensis is the source of this 2025-nucleotide messenger RNA. RefSeq names its product sodium- and chloride-dependent GABA transporter 1-like. Bases 1 to 2025 code for a protein of 674 amino acids. Gene Ontology annotation, cellular component: plasma membrane. Gene Ontology annotation, molecular function: amino acid:sodium symporter activity. The record is from RefSeq and is a predicted model, not a curated record. Gene Ontology annotation, biological process: sodium ion transmembrane transport; amino acid import across plasma membrane; nitrogen compound transport. The transcript is spliced from 15 exons. NCBI's taxonomy places the organism in Eukaryota, Metazoa, Mollusca, Polyplacophora, Chitonida, Chitonidae.